Capsella rubella is the source of this 1715-nucleotide messenger RNA. RefSeq names its product endoglucanase 15. The transcript is spliced from 4 exons. Bases 1 to 1485 code for a protein of 494 amino acids. NCBI's taxonomy places the organism in Eukaryota, Viridiplantae, Streptophyta, Magnoliopsida, Brassicales, Brassicaceae. Gene Ontology annotation, biological process: carbohydrate metabolic process. The record is from RefSeq and is a predicted model, not a curated record. Gene Ontology annotation, molecular function: hydrolase activity, hydrolyzing O-glycosyl compounds.
AUGUUUUGUGUAUCAUCACAACGCUUCGUCACAAUCGAAGGCAUUUGCGUUGUGUUGUCGUUAUUAUUAUCGAUUUCUCUUGGAGCAGUUUCUGCUAAUUCAAAUUAUGGGGAAGCACUCACAAAGAGUCUUUUGUAUUUCGAAGCUCAACGCUCUGGGAAAUUACCAUCGAACCAAAGAGUUACUUGGAGAGGGGAUUCUGCACUUAGAGACGGUUUUGAUGCUCAUAUUGAUCUCAGCGGAGGGUAUUACGAUGCGGGAGAUAAUGUGAAGUUUGGAUUUCCUUUGGCGUUCACGACGACCAUGCUAGCUUGGAGCUGUGUAGAGAUGGAAUCGCAGCUUAAGGCCCAUGAGGAGCACGAAAACGCCCUCGCGGCUCUCAAGUGGGCUACCGACUAUCUCAUUAAAGCCCAUCCUGAGCCUAAUGUCCUGUACGGGCAAGUGGGCGAUGCUAACUUGGACCACGCGUGUUGGAUGAGACCCGAAGAUAUGACCACUCCACGUCCUUCAUACCGCAUUGAUGCUCAGCAUCCAGGUUCUGAUCUGGCCGGCGAGACAGCAGCAGCGAUGGCUGCAGCUUCUUUGGCCUUCGCAUCUUCUGAUCCAGUCUAUGCCAAAACUCUCACUGAUCAUGCAAAAGAUCUGUUUAGAUUCGGUAAGGAUUACCGUGGGGUCUAUCACUCCUCUAUUCCUAACGCGGGUGGCUUUUACCCGAGCAGCGGUUAUGAAGACGAGUUGUUGUGGGCUGCGGCUUGGCUUCACAGGGCCACUGGAGACCAGGCCUAUCUUGAUUAUUUAACACAAGCUUCUAGUAGCGGAGGUGUGAGUUUCGUUUUUGCGUGGGACAAUAAGUUCUUGGGAGCACAAGUCUUGGUAGCCAAGCUUGUAUUUGAAGGGAAAGUGAAGAACGAAGGGAAGAUGACUGAGUACAAAAGUAUGGCAGAGCAAUUUAUCUGCAAUUGCGCUCAAAAGGGUUCCAACAACGUUAAGAAAACUCCUGGAGGUUUGCUCUGGUUCUUGCCGUGGGAUAACCUUCAAUACACAGCCACCGCUUCUUUCGUCUUAGUUACCUAUGCUAAAUACCUUGAGGCUGCACAAACAUCGGUCCGAUGCCCUGAUGGUGGCAUCCUUCAAGCUUCUGAUCUUCUUAGCCUCGCUCGUGCCCAGGUUGACUACGUACUUGGGUCAAACCCCAAGAACAUGAGCUACAUGGUUGGAUACGGGACCAAUUAUCCUAAGAGACCACACCAUAGAGGAUCCUCUAUAGUGUCAAUCAAGAAUGAUCCUAAACCGGUAACAUGCAAUGGAGGUUAUGAAGCUUGGUACAACAAUCCUAAACCAAAUCCUAAUGUUUUAGUUGGAGCAAUUGUAGGUGGACCGGACGAGAACGAUGCUUAUGGAGAUGAACGGUCUGAUUAUCAGCACGAUGAGCCUGAUACUGUCACGGUUGCUCCUUUGGUUGGUAUUUUGGCUGCCAUCGCAUGACCUUAAUUAUAUAUCUCUAUUUGUUUCUACUUAACAAUGUAUUACUGUCUUUGGACUUCAUUUCCUAAGACGCUCUACCGACUAACUUUUUAGGUCUAAGGGUAGAAAAAACAAAAUUUGAUUUGUUAUAAUAACUUGAUGUAGUGACUAGUGAGACGAGACUGAGGUUUUUAUUUUGUUUCGAGACUAGUGAUUUCGGUUCGGUUGGUUAAGUUUACUUUGGUUUAUUG